CGCAACGGCUUCACUGACAAUAUAAGAUCAAGCAUAGUGGUAUACAACCUGCUCGAAAAUGCUAAACACUAACACAAUGUCGGUCGAGGUCACACUUGAAAUUCCAUUGGAUGUCGCGUUCGCGAUUCGCGAGAUCAACUUCGAACUGGAACGGAUGGACGGCGACGUCGAAUUCACGCUCGCAACAAUCACGAACGACAUCAUUCGAGCUGUUAAGUCGCUCCCUUCUGGCAGCAUACCGAGUCCAGAGUCCCGCUUCUCAUCUACCUCACAACAUACUGGCACGACUGGGUCCUUGUCUGACUGGCUGGGCGCACGAUCAUGUUCCAUGGCAUCGGCAAGAUCAACGUCGUCUUGUUCAUCAAUGUCUGCCGAAAGCAUACCAGGAGUGCAUAUCUUUCCGGAAUUCAGCAUUAUCGUUGAAAACGAGUACGGUUACAACCAUCGAUUACUGGCAACAGGCGAUAUGACGAUUGCCGAUCUCGAAAGCUCACUUGGUCCACUGUGCGGUUUUGAGCCCACCUGGCAAAGCUUGACGUGGCAUGGGUAUCGCAUAAAUCAGCCUCAUGCGACUUUGGUCUCGUACGGUAUUGAUCGAUAUCCAUAUCUUGAGAUCCGAAGGAAGUCGGUACCGGCAUUCGACAAUCAGACUCUCGUUCUGCUAAAAGAACCGCGACUGCCACCAAGGGCAUUGCCUGCGCCGCCACCAUUACCGCCCCGAUAGCUAAUGAUGGCAGCGAGAAUUAAUUUAUGAAGCGAUAUGAAGGUCAAGCUAUGCUUUGUAGCUAGACAACGGCAAAUACCAUUCUUAAUCAGCAUUACGCACGUG
This is a messenger RNA of Cercospora beticola, 829 nucleotides long. RefSeq lists its product as uncharacterized. The record is from RefSeq and is a predicted model, not a curated record. NCBI's taxonomy places the organism in Eukaryota, Fungi, Ascomycota, Dothideomycetes, Mycosphaerellales, Mycosphaerellaceae.